UAUUCAACCAAUCACACAUCUCCAUCCAUCUCACACUCAUCACUACUCUCCACCCAACCCAACUCAACUCAACUCAAACUCUACCUUACCUUCACGGCUUCACAUUCUGCAGAUCAAAGAACCAACCCCAAAAAUAAGAAAAUAAAAACCCAUAGCAUGGCCACUACUCCUCCAUCUCAUCUUUCCAAUUUUACCCCUAUCACUCUCCUCUUUCUCCUCCUCUUAUCUCCCCUCCCCAUUCUCUCCUUCACUAACAUCACCACUCUCCUCUCCUCCUACCCUGACCUAUCCGACUUCACAAACCUCCUCCUCUCCACCGCUAUCCCCCUCGAUCUCACUCGCCGCACCUCCCUCACUAUCCUCGCUGUCCCUAACGCGUUCCUCCGCUCCUCCACCGCCGCCCCACGCCCCGAUAUCGCAGACAUUCUGCGAUAUCAUGUGCUCCUGCAAUACCUCUCGUUAUCCGAUCUUAAAAAAUUUUCAAAAUCGGGAAAAAUAAUCACCACCCUGUUCCAAACCACUGGCCGAGCCCCUAACAAUUUCGGCUCGAUCAAUGUCACGCAUGAUCCUGUAACAGAUGUCACGUCUUUCGUAUCCCCGGAAAGCAAUGCAACUCUACUCAGUGUCAUUAAAUCAGUCCCGUACAACAUUUCGAUUUUUUCGGUAAAUAAUUUAUUGGUUCCUGUAAGGGCUGAUCUCUUGGCGUCCGAGUCCGGUCCAAGGAUAGACCUGAAUAUCACGAAAGCGAUAACCGACGGCCACAAUUUUAAUGUGGCCGUCGCGAUGCUACAAGCAUCGGGGGUGAUCGAUGAAUUCGAAGCUGACGAAAAUGGCGCGGGGAUUACACUUUUUAUUCCUACCGACGAAUCUUUCGCGGAUCUGCCACCCAGUGCGAGAUUCCAAUCCUUACCAGCCGAUAAAAAAGCUGUGGUGCUUAAAUUCCACGUGUUACAUUCGUAUUAUCCGCUUGGUUCACUCGAGUCGAUAGUGAACCCGGCUCAGCCCACUUUAGCCACCGAAGACACGGGAGCCGGUAGUUUUACAUUAAAUAUUUCCCGAGUCAAUGGUUCGGUUUCGAUUAAUUCGGGUAUCGUACAGGCCUCGGUGACUCAAACCGUUUUCGAUCAAAAACCGGUUGCGAUUUUCGGAGUUUCGAGAGUAUUGUUACCUAGAGAAAUAUUCGGGAACAAUCCGAUUAUUUUUAAACCGAGUAUCGGGGGCCAUUACGCAAUUGCGCAACCACCACAGACGGCGGUAUCGCCCGAGAGCUCACAGGCGUCGUCGUCGCCUCCGGUUUUACAACGAGAAAUUAAAUCGGAGGCGACUCGGCUGGACAGGUUCGACAUUGCUGGUUUUUGUUGUACGUUAUUGCUGUAUAUAUUGUCACAUUGAUAUGUUUUCUUUAAAAUUGUUACAUUUUUUUUCUUGAAUUUGUUUAUUAUACAUUUUUGUAAUAUUUAACACGGAUAUUCGAAAUUGGCUGAAAAACAAAGCCAUUUCUUUU
This is a messenger RNA of Daucus carota subsp. sativus, 1504 nucleotides long. RefSeq names its product fasciclin-like arabinogalactan protein 4. Lineage: Eukaryota; Viridiplantae; Streptophyta; Magnoliopsida; Apiales; Apiaceae. Gene Ontology annotation, biological process: abscisic acid-activated signaling pathway; multidimensional cell growth; mucilage biosynthetic process involved in seed coat development. Gene Ontology annotation, cellular component: plasma membrane. The transcript has a single exon. The coding region runs from base 157 to 1392 and encodes 411 amino acids. The record is from RefSeq and is a predicted model, not a curated record.